AUCGGGUCGGAUCAUUAACCGUUUCUCUCAGGAUAUGGAAGUAGUGGACACCACAUUACCGCUUGGUUUGGAGGAACUCCUUUUCAGUAUAACAUCAAUUGUAGGAGUUAUGGCUGCCAUUACAUACAGCUCCUCCUGGUUCCUGCUGGCUGUUAUCCCACUCGGCAUGAUAUACUACUUUAUAAUGAGUUUCUAUCUGCCAGCAUGCAGGCAAUUGAGGAGAAUAAUCUCAAUCAAUACAUCCCCAAUCUACAGUUAUUUUAGUGAGACCUUGGCUGGUGCUAGUGUUAUCAGGGCAUUUGACAAGGAGAACCAAUUUAUGAUUGUGAUGCAGAAGAAAGUGGAUGACUUUCAUCGGGCUGACUGGGCUGAUAUUGCCAUCAAUGGCUGGAGAAGUGUACACGUGAAUUUGCUGGGCUGUUUGGUCAUUUUAGCGGCCUGCCUGGUUGCAGUAGGUACCAAAGAUAGCAUUGGUGCCGGAACGGCUGGACUCUCAGUUACCUACUCUCUAAAUAUAAUAAUCAUGAUGAAUUGGUUGGUAUACGUGCUGACUGUGGUAGAGACUAAUGCUGUAUCGGUGGAACGGAUUGCUGAGUACACAGAGAAAAAAUCGGAGGCUGAUCUAAUUAAUAUUGAUCACCGACCUUCCGAAAACUGGCCAGGUCAAGGUCAGGUCACUCUGUCCUCUUACUCUACAAGAUACAGAUCCCAGCUAGACUUGGUACUGAGAAAUAUCAAUGUUACCGUCAAACCAGGAGAAAAGGUUGGCAUUGUGGGGAGAACAGGGGCAGGUAAAUCUUCCUUGACUCUGUCUCUGUUCCGCUUGAUAGAACCAGUCUCUGGGGACAUUGAGAUUGAUGGAGAAAGGUUAACAGAUCUUGGUCUUCAUGAUUGUAGGUCUAACCUGACUAUUUUACCCCAGGACCCUGUGUUGUUUUCUGGUACCCUGAGGAUGAACGUUGACCCUAUGGAUGAGUACACGGAUGAAGAGAUCUGGAAUGCCUUAGAUCAUGCUCAUCUGAAAUCAUACGUUCAAUCUCUCUCUACUGGUUUAGACUCAGAGUGCGGGGAAAGGGGAGAAAAUCUCAGGAUUAUGGUUCUUGACGAAGGAGGUAUGCUGGAGUAUGACACACCACAGAAUCUUCUUGCGGACGACAAAAGCAUGUUUCAUGAACUUGCCAAAAAUGCUGGAUUAAUUAAAUAGGAAAAAAGAUAUGCAAAAAAUACUUGUAUCUUUAUAUUUCUCAUGAAAUCAACACAUUUGUAUAUUUUGAUAUUGACGAAGCGAAUUAUGUUAAAGUAAUGUAUAUUUCUUUGCAAUAGUGGGGAAAUGUAGCAUGUCAUUUCUUAAUCCAACAUGGGAGAAAAGCAUCUACAUAAAAGUACAAUAAAUUCAACA
Messenger RNA from Ostrea edulis (European flat oyster), 1399 nucleotides. RefSeq names its product multidrug resistance-associated protein 1-like. Bases 35 to 1204 code for a protein of 389 amino acids. Gene Ontology annotation, biological process: transmembrane transport. The transcript is spliced from 8 exons. The record is from RefSeq and is a predicted model, not a curated record. Lineage: Eukaryota; Metazoa; Mollusca; Bivalvia; Ostreida; Ostreidae. Gene Ontology annotation, cellular component: membrane. Gene Ontology annotation, molecular function: ATP binding; ATP hydrolysis activity; ABC-type transporter activity.